AAGUUGUAUUUUAGACUUCUACUGUUUCUUCGCAACUAAGCUUGUGUCUUUAUAAAAUGGAUCCAAAGCUUUUCCAAUCUGUUAGCUGAAUUUGAAGAAGGUCUAAAACUGAAAAUGGAAGCUGAAUUUGAAAGGCGUUGCGAAGGAGGAGGCCAGGAUCCAAGAUCAAUUGUAACAAUAUCCACACCUCCGCCAUCAUCAAGACUAUCUGAAAGAAAGCUCAAAGACAAAUGCUUUAGGUGCGGGAAUCAAGGUCACUGGGCACAAGAUUGCCGUUCCACCACUACCCCGACAAAGAAUGCUUCGUCUCACCCCUCCACUCCUCCGCCGGACGCCCACCACUUCCCCGUGCUGCGUUGCCAUUGCGGCGUCGCUUGCACGCUUUGUGUUUCCCGCCGCGACGUCAGUCUUGGCAGAAGGUAUUAUGCUCGCAAGUGCGACUGCGGUGCUGCCAAGGGGAGCUGGUCGGGUCCGAAUUUUUACAAAUGGUGCGAGGAUGUCAAGGCACCUCUGUGCAGGUGCGGCGCCGGAGCAUGCACGAUCAAUUUCCUGGAAGACAGCUACGGGAACUAUGUUAAGUACUAUACAUGCCGUAUUAGAACGGGGCAUGGAUCGUGUGGUUUCUUGCUGUUUGAAAGUUUUCCAAGUUCAUUGCCAAGGUCUGUGGAGAUAGAUAAAGGACAAUCAAUAUCGAGUCCGCAGAAUGGGGAGCCACCACAUAUCAGUAGUUGCGAGGAUGAAUGUUCCGUACCCAGUUCUUCGACCAGAAACAUUUCUAUUCAUGAAGUCGAGACGAGCGAUUUUGCGGUAGGGAAAGGGCACCGUAUUUCCUGUCCAAUGUCUUGGUCUGAUAUCCCUUCCCGUCAAAAAGAGUUCCAGAAUCAGAUGUCUGCUGCUGGGAAUUCAUCAAAUGGAUGUAAAGCUCUUCGAAUCAUGGGUCGCUGUGUUCAUGGUUGGGCUGGAAGGCUUGCUUUCCCUCCUCGGGUCUUAGCAGCAGAUCCUCCUCUUCAGCAUUUCUUUCGCUGUAUAUUACCUUUGUUUGAUCCAAUUGUAGUUUCUGAUUAUGCCAAUAUAUCUGUUGGUGGAAGUUCAAGCAUAAUCCCUCGUGCUUAUUCAAAUGCUGAAGUUGAUGAAGAAUCACAAAAUGCGCUUGGGCACGAUACUCAACUACUGACUGUUUCUUUAGGGACUUCAAGCCGAAAAAGAUCGUUUUCUUUUAUGCAAGACGGUGUAGACAAUCCGGUAUGGAAGAAAGUUGGAAAGCAUCUGCCGAAAGACCUCAGUCUUCUGGUGUCAACGGAUCCAUCUGAUCAUAGUACCAUAUUUCUGACAGCGAAUGAUACUUUUGUUGAUUUGGCUAGUCCGUCUAUUGAGUUCAAACAUUCCGCUGGGUGUUCAACGAAGUCUAAUCGGUGUGUAUCAAGAGUAGCGGGGACGGAGUUAGCUCUCCAAAAGAGCUGCAAUCAGCAGGAGCCAACCAUCCUGCAAAAUAUUGAACCAGUCGCUCAAUUGGCUUCUCAUUUUAAGGAAACGCUUCAUCAAAUUGGGGAACUUGAAACUUUUCUUCUAAAUAUUGCCAAGGAUUUGGGGCAGUCGAUGAGAAGUAUGCAGGCUACGUACCAAGAGCUGACGAAAGCUUUGAAACUUCCAGAGGCCGAAGUCGAGCAAUGCAUGGCGGGUACAACAGUAGAUCAGAGUUUAUAUGUGCAUUUAGACAUGCUCAGCAGGAAGGAAGAGACAGAGGAUGGUAGAGCUACCUAAUGGAUCAGAGUGAUGUAAGACGGCAGGAAAAAGUGCAGAAAGCAAAGCUUGUUUAGAUUAGAGGACAGAAAAUAAAAGAUGCAUAUAGUGCAGUUAUAUUUUGUCAUCCAUGAGAUUCUUAAUUUUGACCAAAUAAUUAUAUAUCAUUAAAUUAUGUACACGUUUUAAUUAAACACAAACUAUAAUAGUCUGGUUCAAUUCGAAGUUUGAGUCCACCGUUGAUUUGAUCUCUUUUCAUUGC
Messenger RNA from Hibiscus syriacus, 2002 nucleotides. RefSeq lists its product as uncharacterized. Bases 115 to 1761 code for a protein of 548 amino acids. The record is from RefSeq and is a predicted model, not a curated record. Gene Ontology annotation, molecular function: zinc ion binding; nucleic acid binding. The transcript is spliced from 5 exons. Lineage: Eukaryota; Viridiplantae; Streptophyta; Magnoliopsida; Malvales; Malvaceae.